GUCGCGUGCCGUUCACAGUGUGGAUGUGGCGGAUAAGGGACAUGCCAGCUGAUCUGACACCGGUACAGCUGUCGUCAUUCAUUUAAGAGUUUGGGCUAAACGGAUUUGCGUUUUUACCAUAAACUUAACGCCGUGUGACAUCCAACAUGACACCGUGAACGGAAAUUUAAUCAUGCGCAAAACUCGGUCCAAUGGAUACAUACUCGACCCAUUCUGGAAAUAUCGGGAACUGUCCGAUUUAUUGGACCAUAUCGUGUUUGAGAAUAUGCAACUGUAAGAGAUAUUCUUCCGUUAGGAAAUACUGGAUUAUAGCACUUGUAUGCAUUUUUUAUUUGUUUUUCACUGUACCUCGCACUAACCAAGACAAACAUGGUCUCUGGACUGGUGAUAGCGUGUAUUCCCAGAGUAAAAUUGAUCAGGACCCUACUGAUGGAGUCAGGGGUGUGGAGGCAAAUGAAUCGUUCAGCCCGACUCGGUCUAAUGUGGUGUACAUAACGCUGAAAUCGAAAAGGCACAAACCGGCUAAUAUAAGGGGAACGGUGCGACCAAAACUCCGCAGAAAGAAAGUUAAAGUGAGUCACCGGGACGCACAGGAUGGCAUACAAGAGAAAGCGAAUAAGGACAAUUCAAACACUAACGACAAAUCACGGACAUAUUUGGGAUAUUCCGACCGGUUUGUUAAAGUGAACAGAGGUGAUAACAGUCACCAUUCAUCGAUUAGGAUAUACAGUCAACGCGCUCCUCCGUGGUUCAGCAAUGAGGAUAUCAGCACUAUGCGCUUUCUAGCUGAUAGUACAAUAACGCAUUUUGAAAAAGUGACAAGUCGGGGUUCUUCUUUCAUUUUAUUCAAAAGUGAGACAAACCGCACGCGUGCCAAUGAGUGUCACAAAUGUAACGGUGUUGUUAAACGACCCUUGGACAUGAGUGAGGUUUUCGCAUUUCAUCUGGACCGAGUCUUAGGACUCAAUAGGACUUUACCUGCUGUCAGUAGAAGAUUUCAUUCUCUUGGAGAUGGUCAGUCUUGUCCAGUAGUUUUGUGGGAUUCUUCUAUAAGCCCAGUAGUCGAUGCAGAUCAACCCUCUGAGAGAUUGACUUGGGGCUCAUACCAAGUCUCUCUUAAGCACAUGUGCUGGUAUAGAGGAGUCAUCCCUAAAGCAGAGUGGAGAUGCACCAGCAUACAUCAUCAUGAAUGGAGCAGGCUGGUAGUCUUUGAUUUCCUCCUGCAGAUUUAUGGACGGCUUGAUAGAAAUUGCUGUGGGUUUAAGCCCCGCCCUCAGGACACCUGCGUUAAGCUUGGUCACCAUGAAGAAUGUAAAGACAAGGAUAGGGUAGAGCUGACACACAUUUUCCAUCGCAAACAUGAUCCACACCACCUGGUUUUCUUGAACAACAAGGGCUACUUUGACAGAGAUGAAGACAAUCUGAACUUCAAACUCCUAGAAGGGAUUAAAGAGCUACCCGAUCAGUCUGUAUCAGUGUUGAGGUCUCAACGUCUCAGGGAAAAGCUUUUGCAGUCACUGUUCCUAGAUCAGCAGUACUGGGAGAGUCAGGGUGGCCGUCAAGGCAUUGAAAAACUCAUAGACGUAAUUGAGAGAAGAGCCAAAGUUUUGCUCACCUACAUUAAUGCCCAUGGGAUUAAAGUAGUCCCUAUGAACUCUUGAUGGAAUGUAAAUGUAAGAUGUUUUGUUUUCCAAAAAAUGUUUUCACCAGCUUUCAAAACUUUAUGCACUUCAAAACUGAAUAGUAUUCUGACAUUGGAAAAGCUGUUCUUGUUUUGCUCUUUUAUCUGUAUUUCACUGAUAUGUUUCAAAUGAUGUGUUUAGGAAGUGUCCUAAAUUUAUCUUUCACAUUAAGAACAUAUUAAGCAUAGCCUUGAACCCACAUAGUGCACUUCAAUCCUCUACACAAAGUCUAAAGCUAUUUUUGACACCACUGACAUUCCACAAGGAGCUGUAAAUGAUAUUACCAGUUACGUCAACUUCCUACACAUUCAGCCACCUAACAAGACUUUCUCCACCAACAAAAAUCCCAUUCUGUACAUGUCAGCAAAACUAAAGCAAUUUUCAAAAUGAUUGACAGGCAGACUGUCUUGGUUGACUUUAAAAUAGUUUCUUAACAACAGAUGUGUUCACACUGUUUACAAGGCAUUGAUUGUUUGCAAAGACAGAUGGUUUUAUUUAGGACAUCUGCCCUGAUAUCUGUCUAGUAGUAGAGACAUUUCUUGCAUGCUAUUUUAUAAAAAGCCUACAGUCCCUUUUACUCCUGGUUUAAUCCGUGCAUGUUUUUUUUAUUAGUUACAUUCAGAUGUUACAUGUCUUUAGCAAUACAGCUUUUUGCUAUAAUCAAUCAGUGUGUCAUAUUCAUGUGUUCUGUCUGCUGUUACCAUGGUGAUGACCGUGUUUCAUACUGUUGGUUCCAGCAUCAGUGUUAAAAUAAUCUGGUAAUGUUGCACUUGUGUUAUAGGAGUUUAUCAUCAUAAAGAUAGUGAAUUACUAUUUACAUGUUUUUCUUAUGAAAAGACAGUGUUAAUGCUCUCAAAAGUGUUUAUCAUGGUUGUAUUGUUUGUUAGUGUUCUUUGUUUUUGUAAAAACAAGUAAAUAAAAGUGUUUUUUACUGUCCCAUUUAAAAUUGUAGUGCAAUACAGAAAAUAUGUAGAGAAUAAUGGUUUUAAUGAUAAUGUUUGUGGGUCAUUCUAUAAUUGCAAAUAUAUCAUGUCCGUGGGAUUUUUUUAAUCUAUAUAAAGCAGCAAUGCACAAAAAUUUUUUUUUCCCAAUUACAUAUCGAAAAGUUUUAUAGCACAUACAACCCUGGUGUUCAUUUGUCUAAUUUUGUAAAGUUGCUCAUUCUGUUUUGUAUUUAAAAUCUGUAUGCUCUUAUAUAAAUAUAUUGUUAUUAUUGUUA
Messenger RNA from Misgurnus anguillicaudatus (oriental weatherfish), 2901 nucleotides. RefSeq names its product golgi associated kinase 1B (gene gask1b). NCBI's taxonomy places the organism in Eukaryota, Metazoa, Chordata, Actinopteri, Cypriniformes, Cobitidae. The record is from RefSeq and is a predicted model, not a curated record. Gene Ontology annotation, cellular component: Golgi apparatus.